CAGGUCUCAAACACUUUGGGAAUUUCUGAAUUACUGGAAAUGAUUCAAUCCUGAGUACAUGACAAGUAUAUAUAAAAGACACACACAAGUGCUUGUGAACUUAUAAUACAGAACGCUCAAUCCUGCAUUACUUGUGAGCUCUCAUCAAGAAAAAUAAUGAAGACAUUGCUGGUGGUCCUCAUUCUUGUUCUGGCGUUGAACUACGGAUCUUCACUGAAGUGCAACCACUGCGUUCCUCAGGGGGGCACACGCUGCACACCAACUCAAGAGACCUGUGACUCGGGGAAAGAUGCUUGUAUCGCAGCCAGAUUCAACUUCCCUCCUUUCAUGGGCUUCCGGAGAUGUAGCAGUAUGACGGAGUGUCUUAUUCUCUCGAGUAACACUGCCAUGAAAGUGAAAUGCUGCCAUUCAGACCUCUGCAAUAACAUGAUCAUCAUUUAGACUGACGUCUGUCAAACCUUUAGAAGUUUACAAUUUUACAGAUGUUCAAAAGAGGCUUCACCAUUUCCCAACAAUAAAUAUUAUGAUUUAUAAUAUGGGUUACUGAUGUUUGUGGUUUAUUUUAGCGUUUGCAACAGCUGAAUGAUCGAAUCAUUGUGGAACAUUUAAAUAAAACAUCAAUUAUUAAAAUGUAAGAUUUUUAGUAGAUGUACAUUUCUGAAAUGCUAAAGUGAAAUAAAGUUAUUGCACAAGCUAAA
Messenger RNA from Carassius gibelio (silver crucian carp), 698 nucleotides. Its product is annotated as CD59 glycoprotein-like. Bases 157 to 441 code for a protein of 94 amino acids. The transcript has 4 exons. The record is from RefSeq and is a predicted model, not a curated record. Lineage: Eukaryota; Metazoa; Chordata; Actinopteri; Cypriniformes; Cyprinidae.